GGCUGCGGUCACGUGAACGUAUGACGUCGACGCGGUUGUUGGGGGGCCCUGACGAUGCGAGCUCUCAGGUGAAGGGAAGCUGACAGUACAUGCUUUCAUCCAUGAUGGAGCUAGCAACUAAUAUUUUUCAUGUGGAGUUCCCAAAUUUUACGAAUACUCUACUACAGAAGUUAAACCAACAGCGUCAAGAGGGACAGUUAUGUGACAUUGCUAUUCAAGUCCAGGGCCAUUUAUUCAGGGCCCAUAGGGCUGUCCUCGCUGCCACUUCACCUUAUUUUUGUGAUCAGGUACUACUGAAGAAUAGUAAUCGAAUCCUUCUACCGGAUGUAAUGAAUCCAAAGGCAUUUGAAAAUGUUUUGUUGUUUUGCUACACAGGAAAACUUGUACUGCCAGCCACUGACAUUGUCAGUUACUUAACAGUGGCAAGCUUUCUUCAAAUGUGGCAUGUUGUAGAUAAGUGUACAGAACUUUUAAAGGUGUGUCCAGCAGUUCAUUAUCAGAAGUCUAAUCACUUGAAUGACCAUCAGUCACCCAGCAGCAGCAAUUUUAAUGGUUCAGUAGAACCUUCAGAACUUGGAGCUGUGGCGCCACCCGAGUUUCACAAAAGCAUGAAUGGGGAUUCAAAGGCUGAGGAAAAUGGUGAAGAGAGUCCCAAAGAGGAUGACAUGUCACCACCCCAAUUAAUGGAUCAUGACAACCUUCCUAGCAAUUCUUCUGGGGAACAUGAUCAUUUAAGUGCAGAAAUGAACAGCCAGGAUGGUGAAGAAGGAGCAAGUGAUACUGCAGAGUACCCAUACACCAGGCCAAUCUAUAGUCAACCUAGUAUAAUGCCUCACAAAAGGUGGGUGUAUGUGAAACAGGAAAAAUUUGAACAGGAUUAUGGUGAUGGAAUGACUCACCCUACUGCUGAAGAGCAACGUGUCUCUGAAUCAGAAAAUAUUACUCAGACUGAACCAGUAAUCCAAUCUUCUAGCAUUGAUGACAGCUUUAAUAUUGUCGCUGCCAAAACGCAGGAGGUAUUUAAAGAAGGUCAUGAGCACAGUUCUUAUGAUGAACAGGUUGAUUACUAUGGUUCAUCAUUGGAUGACUUUUCAGCUGAUCGAGGCGAUAUAAAUGUCACUGGGCAUCAUCAGGACCCUUUAACAGCUGCUGAAAUGCAGGUGAAUCGGUUGCCAGGGUAUGGCACUGAACCUGAACUAGGAAUGGGUGUCAGUGAAAAGACCUCUCAGUCUGGCUUCACAGCUGUUGUUUACAAACUUUACCCUUGUCAAUGUGGCAAAAACUUUACUCACAAGAGUCAGCGAGAUCGACAUAUGAGCAUGCAUCUUGGUCUUCGGCCUUAUGGCUGUGGUGUUUGUGGUAAGAAAUUUAAAAUGAAGCACCAUCUUGUUGGCCACAUGAAGAUCCACACUGGCAUUAAACCAUAUGAGUGCCACAUCUGCGGUAAGAAAUUCAUGUGGCGAGACAGUUUCCAUCGUCAUGUGACGUCAUGCACUAAGCUGUAUCAGGUACCUGAUGUCCGCUGACAGAACUUGUGGGCCAACUGGCUCAGUGAAAUUAUAUAUGGUACUUGAUGUAGUGAAGAUGUUUAAGUGCUUUUGACUCAUUCAGUGGUAUUCUCAUAUCCAGUAGAAAAUCAACGGUCUCAGUAGUGACAGCCUGGCAGUCUGUUAGAGAUGCGUUGGUGCCAUGACAACACUUAUUUAACCAAAACCAUUUUCCGGUAGUGUUACACUUAAAUAUUGCACAAUUAUGUGACUCUUGGUGAACUGAAAUGAAGAGUUGAGCCUUACAAAUAUAUUAAAAUGAAUGGAAAGAAGGAAAAGCAAAACCAAGAACAGACUUUGCUCAUGUGUUGUAAGCCCCAUUUGCACACCAAUACUGUUGCGUUUAGACUGAGAGUGUUAUGUGUAGGAAUGCUGUUCAAUUCACAAAGACAAUUCUGUGUAACAGAGAGGUUGAGUUAGCAGUUUAAAGUGAUUUUACUUUUAAUCACUUGCACGAAAACCAAAAGUGAAAAAUCGUCUACAAUCACUUGAUCUUGCAGAGAGCCAGCGCAGACACGACAAGCUGAAUAGCCUGCUCUGCGCUGUAAUCAUUGUAUGAUUUUAGGCUGAAAAGGGCAUUUUAGUGGCAGUUUCAUUUAAAUUGCUGUGAUCUUGAGCCUGAUUCUCAAAAACAUUACAUUUAGAGCUCGAGGAUUAACAGUUAGGUCGACUUCUGGUGUUAAUUGGCUCCAAAUGUUUUUUGUAUAAAUAGGCUACAGGUCAGUUUGCAAAAGACAUAGAAAUGCAAAUUACAACAGUCAUUCAAACAUCUGAAAUCUUUCUGCCAGACUUUUUAUUUGAGAUGUUGGACAAUGAGAAC
Messenger RNA from Carcharodon carcharias (great white shark), 2367 nucleotides. It is a transcript of the gene zbtb43, whose product is annotated as zinc finger and BTB domain containing 43. Bases 90 to 1526 code for a protein of 478 amino acids. The transcript is spliced from 2 exons. The record is from RefSeq and is a predicted model, not a curated record. NCBI's taxonomy places the organism in Eukaryota, Metazoa, Chordata, Chondrichthyes, Lamniformes, Lamnidae. Gene Ontology annotation, biological process: regulation of transcription by RNA polymerase II. Gene Ontology annotation, molecular function: RNA polymerase II cis-regulatory region sequence-specific DNA binding; protein binding; DNA-binding transcription factor activity, RNA polymerase II-specific.